This is a messenger RNA of Penaeus monodon (black tiger shrimp), 4344 nucleotides long. RefSeq names its product structural maintenance of chromosomes protein 3-like (gene SMC3). Gene Ontology annotation, biological process: mitotic sister chromatid cohesion. Gene Ontology annotation, molecular function: double-stranded DNA binding; ATP hydrolysis activity; ATP binding. Lineage: Eukaryota; Metazoa; Arthropoda; Malacostraca; Decapoda; Penaeidae. The record is from RefSeq and is a predicted model, not a curated record. The coding region runs from base 138 to 3740 and encodes 1200 amino acids. The transcript has 25 exons. Gene Ontology annotation, cellular component: chromosome.
AUACACGCCCGCCGCCAUCUUCGCCGCCGAAGGCCCGCUCGCGCCGCCGCCCAAAAUGUCUCCCGUAACGUAGUCUUUCCGCGGAAUUCCUCGUCCCCGGUGCGGAAACAUGGUCGUCAAGUGAGCCGGGAACCAACAUGUAUAUCAGACAGAUUAUUAUUCAAGGUUUUAAGAGCUACAGGGAACAGACGGUUAUUGAUCCAUUUGACCCACGGCACAAUGUAGUCGUUGGGCGAAAUGGAUCGGGAAAGAGUAACUUCUUCUAUGCUAUUCAGUUUGUGUUGAGCGAUGAGUUCUCACAUUUGCGUGCAGAGCAGCGCCAGGCCCUCCUCCACGAGGGUACUGGCCCUCGCGUCAUCUCUGCUUUUGUGGAGAUAAUCUUCGACAAUCAGGAUGGCAGAAUACCCAUUGACAAAAAUGAGGUAUGCCUCCGUCGUGUCAUCGGGGCAAAGAAGGAUCAGUACUUCCUUAACAGGAAGGCUGUCACGAAGCUUGAUGUCAUGAACCUCCUGGAGUCAGCUGGUUUCUCUCGCUCUAAUCCCUACUACAUCGUCAAACAGGGUAAAAUCAACCAAAUGGCAACAGCACCUGAUUCGCACAGAUUGAAGCUCUUGAGAGAGGUUGCUGGAACACGUGUGUAUGAUGAGAGAAGAGAAGAAUCCAAAGAAAUUUUAAGAGAAACUGAAAGUAAACGAGAAAAGAUUGAAGAAUUUUUAAGAACUAUUGAGGAUAGAUUAAAGACCCUAGAGGAGGAAAAGGAAGAGCUUAAGGAGUACCAGAAGUAUGAUAAGAUGCGAAGGGCCCUUGAGUACACCAUACACGACAGAGAGUUAAAGGAAACCAGAAAAAAGUUGGAUGAUAUGGAGAAUCAACGGAAAAACUCUGGUGCAGAACAAGAGAAGUUAAGACAGCAGUUGCAGAAAGCUCAAGAUGCUAUCAAAACAUCUUCCAAAGAAAUGAAAGAUAUCAAACAAAAGCUAGGACAAGUCAAGGAGGAGAGAGACACCUUCAAUAUGGAACAGCAGCAGUUGUUAAAAGAAAAGACUAAAUUGGAAUUUACAAUAAAAGAUUUAGCAGACGAAGUACAAGGUGAUAACAAAUCCAAAGAAAGAGCCGAGAAAGAGUUACAAAAACUGCGCUCAACUAUAUCUCAGAAAGAAGCUGAACUAGAAGCCAUCAGACCUCAGUAUGAAGAGAUGAAAGCUAGGGAAGAUGAGGCACAGCGAGAGUUAUCCUUAAAAGACCAGAAGCGCAAGGAACUGUAUGCAAAGCAAGGUAGAGGGAGCCAGUUCACAUCAAAGGAGCAGCGUGACCAGUGGAUCCAAAAGGAAUUAAGGUCUCUCAACAAGGCCGUGAAGUCUAAGCAGGACCAAAUUCAACGGCUGGAAGAUGAAAUUUCGCGUGAUUCUGAACGGAGAGUACAACUUGAUAAGAAAGUUGAGGAACUCUCUGCAGACACAGAGGACUACCGACAGAGUAUUGAUGAGCACAAUAAAGUCUUUUAUGAGAUGAAGAAGAGAAAAGACCAGUUACAGAGUGAGAGAAAUGAGCACUGGCGCAAGGAGAACAAUCUUCAGCAGAAUGUGAGCACUCUGAAGGAGGAACUGUCAAGAGCAGACCAGUCGCUUCGAUCUAUGGCAGGCAAGCCCAUUUUAAAUGGGCGAGACAGUGUACAAAAGGUGCUAGACACUUUUCGGGAACGUGGUGGCCAUCUUGGGGAGAUUGCCACACAGUAUUAUGGUCUUCUGAUCGAGAACUUUGAGUGUGAGAGGUCCAUUUACACAGCUGUAGAGGUCACAGCUGGCAACAAAUUAUUCCAUCACAUUGUGGAGUCAGAUAAGAUUGGCACACAAAUCUUAAAGGAGAUGAACAAACAAAAGCUACCUGGAGAAGUGACAUUCAUGCCUCUUAACAGAUUGACAGUCAAGGAUAUUGAUUAUCCACAAACAAAUGAUGCCAUUCCCAUGGUGAGCAAGCUUACCUAUUCAGACCGGUACCUCAAAGCACUAAAGUACAUCUUUGGACGCACCCUCAUCUGCCGUAAUCUUGAGGUGGCCACACAUCUUGCCCGCUCAACUCGACUGGAUUGUGUGACACUUGAUGGUGAUCAGGUAUCCAGCAAAGGUUCCUUGACUGGCGGCUACUUCAACACCUCGAGAUCACGCCUGGAAAUCCAGAAGGCGAGAUCUGAGUUGCGGGACCAGAUCACCUCAGCAGAAACAGAGCUCAGGACAUUACAGGACACCCUUAGAAACACAGAGCAGGAAAUCAACAAGAUAGUGUCUGAAAUGCAGAAGACAGAGAUCAAGAACAGCAAAGCAAAGAAUCUCUUUGAGAAAGUGAAAACAGACAUCCGUCUAAUGAAAGAGGAGUUGUCUGGCUUAGAGCGCACAAAGCAGCCCAAAGAGCGGUCUCUGUCUCAACUGAAGGCCAACUUGGAAGCCAUGAUGGCCACCAAGGAGGGCCUGGAAUCAGAGCUUCACCAGGACCUCAUGGCCACCCUUAGUGUCCAGGACCAACGUGAAGUUGAUCAGUUGAAUGAUGACAUCAGAAGAUUGACUCAGGAGAACAAAGAGGCCUUUACACGGCGCAUGAAGCUUGAGGCUGACAAAAACAAGCUGGAGAACUUGUUGACAAAUAACCUCCACAGAAGAAAAGAUGAACUCGUACAGGCCCUCCAAGAAAUCUCGGUAGAGGACCGCAAACGUCAGCUAGAGCAUAGUCAAAGUGAGAUCCAGAGAGUGGAUUCACGCAUCGAGGAAGUAGCUGUCCAGUUCAAGGAAGUGGAGAAGAAAGUAGUAGAACAUCAGAAAAAGGAAAAGAGUUUGAAAGCUGAGCUUGAAAAACUGAAAUUAAAAGAAAAGGAAGUAAUGGAACGUAUGGAAGAGGAUGCCAAAGAUUUGGAAAAGAUGGCAUCCAAGCAGAAUCUUCUCCACCAGAAGAUUGAUGAGUGCACUAAGAAGAUCAGGGACCUUGGCUCCUUGCCCUCUGAUGCCUUUGACAAAUACCAGAAUCUAGCAACAAAGCAGCUGUUCAAGAAACUAGAGACCGCAAACACAGAACUCAAGAAAUACUCACAUGUCAACAAAAAGGCCUUGGACCAGUUCAUAUCUUUCUCUGAGCAGAAGGAAAAGCUGGUUUCUCGGAAAGAGGAACUGGAUAGAGGUUAUGAUAAGAUCAAGGAGUUGAUGAGUGUCUUAGAACAUCGGAAAUAUGAAGCCAUCCAGUUUACCUUCAAGCAAGUGUCAAAGUACUUCAGUGAGGUUUUCAAGAAGCUUGCUCCACAGGGACACGCUCAGCUUGUUAUGAAGUCUGACCAAGAUGAAGAAAGCGAGCAAGAAGAACAGGGUACUGUAGACAACUUCACUGGUGUAGGCAUCAGGGUGUCCUUCACUGGCCGGAAUGCGGAGAUGAGAGAGAUGAACCAGUUGUCUGGAGGUCAGAAGUCUCUUGUGGCUCUGGCUCUUAUCUUCGCCAUUCAGAAGUGUGACCCUGCCCCCUUCUAUCUUUUUGAUGAAAUUGAUCAGGCACUUGAUGCUCAACACAGAAAAGCAGUUGCUGACAUGAUCCACGAACUCAGCAAGGAUGCACAGUUCAUCACCACAACUUUCAGACCAGAGCUGCUUGAGCAUGCUAACAAAUUCUAUGGUGUAAAGUUCAGGAACAAAGUGUCCCAUGUGGAGUGUGUCUCGAGAGAAGAGGCGUAUGACUUUGUGGAAGAUGAUCAGACACAUGGUUAAAAAGAGGAUUUAUUUCCAUAAAACCAUCUGGUGAAUGGGCUGUGAGAUGGAAAGCAUGCUAUAUAAAGACAUUAUUAUUGCAUAUUCCAUCAGAACUGGAUUUAUUUUUUAAGAAAAAAAAAAAAAAAUUCCUUUGUUUGAGAGGAAGCAGAGAAACUUUUUUUAAAGUCUUGUAAAUAUAUUUUCUCCACCCAUCCCUCCCUCACCCCAUAAUGGGGUAGGUAAGAAAGAGAAUAUAAAAGUAUAUAAAAAAAAGUUUGAGUUCAACUUAAAUGUACAUAGGUAUUUCAAUACUGAUGUUGCCUGUUAAUUACUCCUUUAAUCGGAGUGCAAUUUGUAUAAAAGAUUUUCAUCGAGAAAUUGAUGCUUAUUUUUGAUGUGCAGAAGUGGAAAAGGGACCUGAGGUACCAACCAUAAUUUUACACUACUUUAGAUAGAAAGCACUUUUUAUUUGUCUAUUACUGAAAAUCACAAAUUUACAGAUGUUAACUAAAUGAUUUUUAUUUAUGAAAACAAAAAAUAGGUUUUGUUUAAUUUAUAUCAUGGAAGAAAAAUCAUGUAUGAAAGUGCUUUUUUAUUUCUUUUGUAAUAAAGGAAAAUAUUA